Molecule: messenger RNA, 2712 nt
Organism: Cuscuta epithymum
Lineage: Eukaryota; Viridiplantae; Streptophyta; Magnoliopsida; Solanales; Convolvulaceae
Source: the annotation of a GenBank genome assembly
UUAAAACGAAGUAAUCGGACGUCUCCCUAGGGGCUUAGGGUUAGGUAUUUCCGGCGGCAUUCUUCUCUCUCGAUCGUGAGAGGAGGGAUCGCCUGGCUUGGUUGCUGGUUUUGAGUCUAAGGAGGUCUCUGCCUGGAGAUUAGGAGUGCUGAUUUCCUUCGUUUUUGGUUAAACUACUAUUGGCUUUGGCUCUACGUUCGAAAGCAGGGGUAGGCUUUUGUCGGCCACUCUUAGGAAGAAACAUGGAUGAAAUAGCUAACAAAUGCAGGGACAUGGUGAUCGGGAAUCAGGAAGAGGAGUUGGUCUUUGAGGAGGAGGCUCUUGAAGAAGAAGAUGGUUCGGGCAAGCAGGAGGUCUAUCCCGUGGUAGGGACUGUCAUCACUAAUAAGAUGGUGAAUUUCUCGGCUCUUCGUAAGCUUAUGGCCUCACUUUGGAUUCCUGGUAAGGGUAUCUCCAUUAAACAAAUUGAUGAAAAGAGGUAUAUGUUUACUUUUUACCAUCCUAUAGAUGUGAAACGUGCGCUUGAAGAUGGACCAUGAUUUUUGAACAGAAUCUGCUAGUUCUUCGGGCGCUGCAGCCCGGGGAUGUACCACUCCGUGUUCCUCUAAAUGAGGCCGAAUUCUGGGUCCAGGUCCAUGAUAUUCCUUAUGAUUUUAUGAAUUUGGGUGUGGCCAGGAGGAUUGGAAAUUUUGUUGGAAAAUUUGUUAACUGGGAAAAACCCCAGUAUGACAAAAAGUGGAAGCCAUAUAUGAGGGUUAGGGCUUGCUUGGAUGUGGGAAAGCCCCUGAAGAUUGGGACCACACUCAGAAAGGGACAGGGCGACGGGUAUUGGGUUGACUUUAAAUAUGAGAAGCUGCCUAGUUUCUGCUUUUCUUGUGGUAUUAUAGGACACUCUAACAGGUUCUGUCCUCUAGUAUAUGAGAAGGAUGUUGCAAACACCAUCAAGCCGUAUGGGGUCAGUCUACGAGCAGGAGGGGAGGCGCGUUUGGAGAGAGAAAGUAGGUGGAUCAUACCAGAUGGAUCUGGGGAGGGAAGCAAGUCAACUCGCAAGGAGGGUGGCAGUUCGGGCCCGGGAAGGAAAACUUGGGGCUUCCCUUCAGCAAGUAACUCAAUGGAUGGAGAAGAUAAUACGACAGCAGCAGCUAUGGAGGACAAGAGUGGAGAACCAAAGCGUCGGCGGACUUGGGAAGUAUCUGGCGAAGCAGGAGAAGAGGGUGAGACUAUGGUGCUGGACCCAAAAAACGGGGAGGGGGCGGGUUUGGACGCCUUGACCCACCACAUUCUUUGAAGAAGUUUGCAGGUGGGAACGGGUGCUGGUGCUCGUUCCGCUGUUUCAGGAUGCUCUAUAAUUCCCACGUUUUAUUUAUUCUUGAGUUUACUUUAUGUUAUCAGUACGUUUUUCUUUCAUUUACUGUUAUUUUGUUCUUCCAGACUAUUACACUUUGUGGGGGUGAUGAAGUUCUUACUCUGGCCAUGUUUGGCCCAUGUAGACCCAUGAUAGAGUCAGCGAAUCAUAUUGCUUUUAUUAAGGUGAUUGAUUCUCCAGCUGGUUCGAGGGUUGGUGGUCAGAAGUGCUUACUUUAUCAGUAUUGUCCCUUGCUGAGUGUUUUUUUAUCAAUAUAAGCCUCCCAGUUACAAAAAAAAAUAAAUUACUUGUUAUUUUAAGAGAAAAGGGUCAAAUAAGGCCUUCUACUUUUCUCAAAUCGUCACAUAAGGCCUUCUACUCAUAAAAGUGUCACCAACAUGCACUUACUUUUAAAAAACGACCACAUGAGUCAUAAUGACCGGUUAAAACCCUCUAUUCCCGAUUUUCGCUUAGCUGGCACUCUUUUUAACCAAUGUAGCGUUUUUUCCAUGUCAACCCCACCUUGUCUGAAUAGUCAGCCCCAACUUUGCCAUAUCUCGACAUACCUGGUAAAAGAGAACAAGAGAUCGAUCAUUUGUGACUAGGGUUAGGGAGAAAGAUGGAUUCCGCGAUUGGGGACGAUGAUUGAGAGUGAUGUCUUCUUUUUGCCGCUUGGGUUGUGACUGGGUUCGUUCGUUUACAUUUACAGGUUGCUUUGGGAAAGUAAAAUGUUUUUAGAAGCUGAGUUGAAAAUCCACCAUGGAGGGAAUUUCAAGAGUACCAAAUCUUGCAUAUGUAAAUGGUAAUGUUGAGCGUAUUGUUUUGGAGAAGGGCAGAAAGCUACUUUAUCAGUUAAGAGAUGAAAAUAUGAGUGUUGGUCGUGAAAUGAGUGAGUUACGAGCUGCACUGCAAUCUGAAAUUCAAGAAAGGAGGAAUUGUAUAUUGUUGAUUACAAUUGUAAUUGUAUUUGUUGUGGUAGCAAUGGCUAUGAUGAUAUGUGGCUAUGUGCACUAAAGUAGAAUUUUUAUGUAGUUCUUGCAAUAUGAAGUCACAUUGUAUAACAAUGUAAUUUAUAAUUUAAAUUUCUACAAUCAAGAGUUAUAUAUUUAACUUUUUUGUGAUGAUUUCUUUACAUACAUGUAUAUGAUAUGUGCCUUACAUAUCCAGAGAAGAGGAUGGAGAUAUAUAUCUAACUCUGUUAUGAUUUUGUGAUGAUUUUUGUGAUGAUUUUUUGUGAUGAUUUUUGCAAGUGUGGUCAGUUUCAACUUUUCAAGGUCAUGAUGUUCUCUUUUGCCACAAGUUGGGGCUCUUUUUAGUGGACAACAGUUGGGGCUCUUUCUACACCAGCCAGAUAUGUGAAAGAUUAA